CCGCACUAAACCCAAAGAGGCAGCCAAGUGACAAGCCGCGGCAUUCCAGCGAAUCAGACUGAGGCAUCCAGGCUCCCCAUUUGCCCUCGUGGUCACGGGCCAAUGGAGGUGCCUGAUUCCGGCCCUGGUGGAGCCUCGGGCGGAAAUUUUUGCAGGGACUAACAGCUGAUGCCCCUCGUCCUUCUUUUCCUCUCCGGCCUCUCUCCUACCACCAUUCUCCUCUCUUUUCCCUUUUCAUCCUUUUUUUGAUUUUAUGGAAAAUUCUUUUUUUGGAGAAUCCUCAUUUCUAUUUCCCACCUGUGAUGCUCUGCGGGACCCUGCAGUAGCUGAGCUAACUCACCCAAACUUCGUCUCUCGUUGGUUUCCUCCAUACCGCUAGUUUCUUAUAUCCCCUGGUCAGGACGAUCAUCCCAGCAUGACGUCCUCUAUGGCUGCGGAAGCCGCCUUGGGUGACAAGUCCCAGGCCGAUCAGACCCUGGAGACCCUGGGAUAUGUCCCGGAGCUGUCACGCAAUCGCUCCACGUGGCACGUGGUGUUUAUGUGCUUCAUCCUGUCGUCCGUCCCUUAUGGGUUGUCCACUACGUUCGGUUACCCGCUGGCCGGAGGUGGCCCCGCGAACAUCAUCUGGGGCUGGGUGAUCGUAUGUUUGAUUAUCUUGUGCGUUGCCGCAUCGCUGGCGGAGAUCACAUCCGUCUUUCCGACGGCAGGGGGGGUGUAUUACCAGACGUUCGCCCUGUCGCCCCCGUGGUGUCGCCGCGUCGCAUCCUGGGUAUGUGGCUGGGCCUAUGUGACCGGGAAUAUCACCAUCACCCUGGCCGUAAAUUUCGGCACCUGCCUGUUCUUCAUUGGCUGCUUGAAUGUCUUCCACUAUGCCGAUGGCACGGGGAUUGCCGACAACUUCCAGGUCUGGCACACCUAUCUCAUCUUCCUGGCCAUCACCGUGGUGACCCACGCCAUUCCGGCGUUUGCCAACAAGUAUCUUCCUUUGCUUGAGACUGCUGCCAUUUUCCUCACCAUGGUCGGUGUGGUAGCCAUGAUGAUUACGCUCUUGGUGGUUGCCAAAGAAGGAAGACACGAAGCGAAAUGGGUAUUUGGUCACUUCGAGCCUCAGUCCGGCUGGCCGGACGGCUGGUCGUUCUGUAUUGGUCUGCUGCAGGCCGCCUAUGCCACAUCGGCGACCGGAAUGAUUAUCUCGAUGUGCGAAGAAGUUCGCGAGCCUGCGGUUCAAGUCCCCAAGGCCAUGGUCGGAACUGUCGCCAUCAAUCUCUUCGCUGGUCUCGCGACGUUGAUUCCCAUGUGUUUUGUGCUUCCCGAUUUGCAAUAUCUGUACAAUCUGUCUGACGGCCAGCCCGUACCACCCACCUUCUUGCAGGCGACAGGCAGCGAAGUCGGUGCUUUCCUUCUUCUGUUGCCUUUGGUUCUCCUGGGUAUCAUUUGCGGCGUGGGCUGCGUGACGGCAACCUCUCGCUGCACUUGGGCCUUUGCCCGUGAUGGCGCCAUCCCCGGUGCUGCGCUGUGGAAGACGGUCAACCAACGUUUAGACGUCCCAAUCAACGCCAUGAUGCUCGGAAUGGUCGUUGAGCUGCUCCUCGGCCUGAUCUACUUUGGUUCUAGCGCCGCCUACAACGCGUUCUCAGGUGUCGGUGUCAUCCUCCUGACUCUGAGUUACGCCUGCCCCGUCGCCGUGUCUCUCAUCCUUCGCGGCCGCCAGGACGUCAAGAACGGCAACUUUAACCUCGGCCCCCUAGGCGUGUUCUGUAACGUCGUCACCAUCGCGUGGACCCUCCUCGCCAUCCCUCUGUUCUGUAUGCCCACUUCCAUCCCGGUCGAUCUCGAAACCAUGAACUACGCCUGCGUCGUGUUUGUCGGCGUCAUCGUCACCUCCGGUCUGUGGUACCUCGUUUGGGGCCACAAGAACUACGUCGGCCCGCCUUCCGACGCCGUGGACGCUGUAGACCUCACCGACGACGAUCAACCCAUCAAGACAUCUUCCAAUGUGGUAAAGACGACUUAACUGCCCUUAGCAUCGUCCGUCUCCAACCCGAUACCAAUAUACUAUCACCCGUGCGCCUCGUCCCGUCCCAUCGCUGGCACCAGCUAGCUCCAUCCCCAAGCAGCGUUUGGACCCAUAGCACCAUACCAUUCUGACCCAUGCGCCACUUUUCUACGUUGUCGUAUAUAUAACGCCCAACGCACGCCGGCCGAUCAACUUCAGACAAGCCCGCAUUUUGAAUCCAACGGUAGUAUUGCUGAUGUUGUUGCAGUUUUGUGUUGCUCUGGUGUUCUUCAGAUGGGGUGUGCUACUAUCUUGAAGGCCUACUAACGAGAGGGUGCUGGCUGGCUAUUUGAUUUAUUUUAUCAUCCACUGUGGGAGUACACACGCUUUUCCCACGCGCCCUUUUUUCUUGUUUCAAUAUUCUCUCUUUCUCUUUCUUUUCUUGUUUUUUUUCUUGACUAUUAUCAUCUUUACCUUUGUUGUAUAUAUUCCGAUACCUACAGAUAUCCAGGUUAACUACCUACUUAAAUACCUACCUACAAUUUACAAUUUAC
This is a messenger RNA of Aspergillus candidus, 2550 nucleotides long. RefSeq names its product putative amino acid permease. Gene Ontology annotation, cellular component: membrane. The transcript is spliced from 4 exons. The record is from RefSeq and is a predicted model, not a curated record. Bases 416 to 2014 code for a protein of 532 amino acids. Gene Ontology annotation, molecular function: transmembrane transporter activity. Gene Ontology annotation, biological process: transmembrane transport; amino acid transport. Lineage: Eukaryota; Fungi; Ascomycota; Eurotiomycetes; Eurotiales; Aspergillaceae.